AGGCGGGCAGAGGCGGGCAGGCGGCGGCGGCCGCUCAGGUGAGGAGGCGGAGCCACAUCGGCCCACGGGGGCGGUGCGGCCGGGCUCGCUCAUAGGCAGCGGCCGGGUGGCGACUGCGCCCUGUUCUGCCGUGCGAUGGACUACGCCGGGCUCGCCGAGACGGCCGCCGAGAAGAUGGAGCUGUACCGGCGGGACCCCGACGGCUGGCGGGGCUGCCGCCGCACGAACGAGGUUGCGGUUUCCUGGAGACCCUCCAAGGAGUUCGCUGGCAGCUUAUACAGGGCAGAGGGGACCCUGCUUGCCAGCCCCCAGGAUGUCUGGGAAUGCAUAAAGCCGGUGGCCGGCGGGUCUAGGACCAAGUGGGAUCAAAACGUGAAGGACUUCGAGGUGAUCGAAGCCGUCAGCGAUACUGUCUCUGUGUGCAGAACCACAACCCCUUCAGCUUUCAUGAGGAUUAUUUCACCGAGAGAAUUUGUGGAUGUGGUGCUAAUGAAGCAGUAUGAAGAUGGGACGAUGCUGUCUGCUGCCACCAACGUGGAGCACCCGCUGUGUCCUCCUCAGCCAAACUUGGUGCGAGGCUUUAACUACCCCUGUGGCUGUUUCUGUGUGCCUUGCCCAGGGGAGCCAAAGAGGACCCAGCUCCUCAGUUUCUUUCAGACUGAUCUUGGUGGCUACCUUCCCCAGUCGGUGGUGGACUCCUUCUUCCCAGCAAACAUAGCUACAUUUUACAGUAACCUGACCAAAGCUCUUAAGACAUUAAAAGCAUGACAGGACCAUUGCUGACAUCACCAGCUGAGGGCAGGGAAAAGCCUGGAGGCUUGGGGAUAGGGAUAAGAAGCUGGCCUACAAGACUUUUGUACCAACAAAGAUACUGAAGAAAGGUGAAAGGGGAACAAUGAACUGAGUAAAGCAAAAUUUUCAACCAGCAUUCUCUGCCUGUGCAAAGCAAUGCAUUCUUUCCUAAGGUGAAAUCCUUCCUUUGCAUCGUUAAGAGUCCUGGAGACAGCGCUGGAGGCUGGCCAUGGGAAGAAGGUGCACUGCUGGACCUGUUGUUGGCCACACUUCUCAGUGCCUGUAAGGAAAGGGAUUGCUAAAAUCUGCUUAGAACUACAGCAGUAGCCAGGUGCAGGUCAGCUCUGCUUUGUCCCUGAAGCCAUCUGUAGGCUCCUGGGGAGCAAAGUUCCCUCCCCAAAGCAAGAAGCAGCCGCCGGCACUUGUGGAGCUGCAGAGAUGCUUCAGUGGGUCCAAGCCAGCAAAGGGGAAAAGGCAGAACAAACUGGGCUGUGUGGAGGAUCCCACACAUUGGUUGAGCAGACAGUGCUGAUGGUGACUGUGCCUGAAGUGCUUUUGUAACAAAGCAGGGUCCAGCAGUGCAGAUGAAUGGCUGAGUCUGUGGCUUGGCAAGUAUGCUUCCUUCAUCCCUGCUGCACCAAAGCCAGCCAUUUCCACAGUGUCAUGGAACAGUCUGCACUGGCAGAGUGGUGGUAAGUAAAGAAGAUUAAGCACUUUGCUUGCCACUUUUGAAGCUGCAGUAGAAAUGACCAUUUUCAACUGGACUUGAACAGUUUUUGGUCUCCUGUGGUGAGAGGUUUUAACGGGUCAACAAUCUUUCUGGAGUGUUUCCUUGGACAGGCCAUAAGGACAUUGCUGUGUUUUUUCCUAAGAGUGAGUUGCCUUGCAGCACUGUCCUGGGAAAUCAGCUCCUGGUCUUGUGUGCAGUCAUGUAUCCUGCUUCAGAAAACGCUGAUGGUGCUGGUCACUGCAGGAAUGUCAGGCAUUGCUACAGAACACAUCUAGUUACAACAGGAAAAAAUAAUCACUGAAUCAUGACUUUAAAUGCAGGCUAUGAUUUUAAUGCUGUAACUUGAUUAUUUAAUAAGGUUAAAAUGCUCUGCUUUCUGUCCCUCUGUUUGCUUUGUAUUUUGGGCAUAGACUUGCACACAGAGUUUUCCACUGGAAACCUUUCCCCAUGGAAUAGGUUUCAUCAAGGAAACCCAGGUUUUAAUCUAGUCUAUUUUGUGUACAAAGAUGUAAAAACUUGUGUGAGUGUGAUGAAAUAAAUAUUUUUCUGAUACAUCUUCCUGGUUUUCCUGCAUCAUCCUUUAUGAUGUCUCCUCGUGUACCUGCUUUGCCAUUAAGGAAACAGAAGAGCCACCUAGACCUCCAGCAUCUCUGAAUUCAAGGCAGCAAGAGAGGGCAGAGCCUCCACUCCCAUUUACAUGCCCCACUCGUGGGAUAAAGGUGACUUUAUGAGCACAGUCACCCAGCUCCUGUGCCCACAAUUGGUUCCUCACUUCCAGCUGCUGCUGUUUGUGCUUAUGAAGAGUAACAAAUUCACUGGGGAGGGAUUUGGGCCCUGCUCUUGCAGAGGUUCAUCCAUAGUUCUCUCUGUGUACUGAAACUGGUAGGCAUGAAGUACAAUAUCUUUACAAGUCUUUGCAGCAUUGUGAUUAAACUAAUUGGAAAAAAGUUCAGCACUCAUUGUUCCUGCUAGGAAACCUUUUGCAGACAAU
Messenger RNA from Dryobates pubescens (Downy woodpecker), 2513 nucleotides. RefSeq names its product StAR related lipid transfer domain containing 5 (gene STARD5). The record is from RefSeq and is a predicted model, not a curated record. The coding region runs from base 136 to 768 and encodes 210 amino acids. The transcript is spliced from 6 exons. Gene Ontology annotation, molecular function: lipid binding. Lineage: Eukaryota; Metazoa; Chordata; Aves; Piciformes; Picidae.